Gasterosteus aculeatus aculeatus (three-spined stickleback) is the source of this 4156-nucleotide messenger RNA. The record is from RefSeq and is a predicted model, not a curated record. Lineage: Eukaryota; Metazoa; Chordata; Actinopteri; Perciformes; Gasterosteidae.
CCACCCGGCUUUGAGCAUCCACCUGCCUAGAGAGAAGAAGCCUCUCUUUGACAGUCACUGUCUAGGCAACCAGCUUGGCAGCUAAACCUAACGCGUCUUCCCGAAGGAUUCAAUAUCCAGUAAAACCCAGACAGCGCAGGUUUAUACCUUCUGCAAAGCCGUCUCAGUGGGAGUGAGGACAGAGCUGCGGACAGGUUGCCCUUCUCACGGUUAUAGCUCGCCAAAAUGUGGAAAACAGCGAAGAACAAAGAACCCACUAGCAACAGACGAUGUUUCUCCAUCGUCCAUCAAUACAUUCAGCGUUUUAAUGAAGUGUCUGGCAGCAAGUCAGCUGUCAUCCGGAUAAAAUCCAUGACUCCUGGAGUAAUGAUUACGCAGUAUGUAAUAAACAUACCGGAGGGGAAAAGCACCCCAGAUUUUGAGAGCACACCGGUGCCAGAAAAUAUCAAAGAAGGGAACAUGGCCAUUUUUAAAGUUGUGGUGAAAGGGGAUCCAAAACCGGAAGUGUCAUGGAGAAGAGCUAAAGGGCCCGUUACAGACAAGAAGAAAUUUCACAGUAAAUAUGAUGAAUCAACUGGAGAACAUAUAUUAGAGAUUGUCAAAGUGUCUGGUGCGGAAACGGAUACAUACAAAUGCUACGCUGCCAACGAAUAUGGAAAAGCUGUCUGCAAAACGACUUUAACUGUGAUUGAGGCCUCGAACCAUCCCUCAGACUUCAGAAAAUUGCUUCGGAGAAGUAAGGAAAAACCCGGAGGGGAAAGUGAUGAAAGAUUCUGGCAGGCAAUGCUGAAAGCUGAUAAGAAAGACUACGAGCGCAUCUGUACUGAGUUUGGUGUCUCAGGCUUACAUUUGAUUCUCAAGAAGCUGGAAGAAAAGAAGAAGGAGAGGGCGCAAAAUAACUACAAGGAUGGUACGACUGCAUAUGAUGAAAAUGGAACGGAGGACCACAGCCUGUCGAGUGGUGGGAGGACGAAAAAUUCUAAUCUCAAAGUGAUGCAAAAGAGCACGGAGCUCCAUCGGGAGGAGGAAGAGGUCCAUCUCCUCAACACAGGGCUGGAUCUGACGGAUGAAGAGGCCAUGCUACUUUCUACAGAAUUUAUACUUUCCACUGUGGACUUUGUCAUCAAAAUUCAGGAGCUUAAAGCUCAAGAAGGAGACAAUGUCCUCUUUGCGUGCGUCCUUACCCACCCACUGCCCAAGAUCACAUGGACGGGCAAGGGCAUCACCCUAGAGGAGGGAGAGAAGUACAGCAUCACCGUGUCGGACCACAAACUCAUCCACCGACUGCUGAUUAAAGACUGCGACCCGCUGGACCAAGGCAUCUAUUCAGCCGGGGCUGGCGUUACGUCCUGCAGUGCCUGGCUGCUUGUUCAAGCUGAGAGUGACCCUGCUUCCGCUGGGAUGAGGAGAGCUCGUAAAACUACCGUGGCGAGUGGAACACCGAUCGACCUUGAGAAGGUGGCCGCAGAGCAACAAAUUAAAAAACGAGAGGAGAUGGAGAAGAUUUUAGCAGCGAACAAGAAACGCAUUCGAUCGGGACCGCUGAUAGAAGAUGUGUCCCAGUUAACUGUUUUUUGUGUGUGUGCGUUAGAUCCAGGGGUUCAUUUCAUCUGUGGUUUGUCUGAUGUCAAUGCCGUCAUCAAUGAGACUGCAGAGUUAACAUGUAAACUCAGCAGUGAAGAUUGUGAGGGAGCCUGGUUCAGAGACGGCAAAAAGAUAUCCCCAGAUGACAAUUUCAGUGUGACUAAUGAUGGUGCGAUCCAUAAAUUAGUCAUAAUCAGGUGCGAGGAAGAGCACUCUGGGAAAUACCGCUUUGAGGUAGAUGGUCGUAAAACAGAGGCAAUGAUCAACGUCAAAGAUCCCCCAAGGUUCAACCACGCAGACCUCAGAGCUUUCACUGAGCCUGUGACGGUUAAAGCAGGCCACCACGCCAUCUUCAAACUGCAGUUUCUUGGCCAAGAACCCGUAAAGAUAAAGUGGUACAGUGAAGGAGAAGAGCUCCUAGAUGACAACAACAACACAAAAAUAGAGAAAUCUGCAAGUCACAGCCGUUUGCUACUGAGCAGGUGCCAGAGAAAGAACACGGGAGAGAUCAGGAUUAAGCUCAAGAAUGAACAUGGCUUCAUUGAGGCAAUUUCACAGUUAAUUGUGCUCGACAAACCUACCUCCCCGCUGGGUCCUGCAGAGGUAACAGAAGGCUCCGCUAUUUGUAUUGAAUUUAGGUGGAGGCCGCCAAAGGAUGAUGGUGGCUCACCAGUGAUCAACUACAUGGUUGAGCGACAGCAGGUGGGACGGAACACCUGGAAGAAAAUUGGGGAAAUCCCAGGUGUACCCAGCUACCGCGAUACAGACGUGGACCAUGGCCGGAAAUAUUGUUACCGUAUCCGGGCAGUUACUGCCGAGGGUGCAAGUGGAGUGAUGGAGACUGAUGAAAUGCAAGCCGGCACACUAGCUUUUCCCGGCCCUCCGGGACCUCCAAAGGUGGUCAGUGCCUACGACGACUGCGUCAACAUUUCCUGGGCUCCGCCGAGUAACACAGGAGGUUCGCGUAUCCUGGGCUAUGUGGUAGAGAAGCGCAAGAAGGGGAGUAACCUCUGGUCCGUCGUCAAUGCCACGGAUGAACUCAUAAAAGUGAAAAAAUAUGCCGUGAAAGAUGUUGUGACAGGAAUGGAAUAUGAAUUCAGAGUCACUGCCGUAAACCUCUCAGGAGUUGGUGAAUACAGCAACCCCUCAGAGUUUGUUUUUGCACGGGAUCCAAAGAAGCCUCCUGGUAAAGUCUCAAACCUGAAGGUGACAGAAAGUUCUUACUCCCACUUUGUCCUCACUUGGACCAAACCGGAGGAUAAACCGGAGAUUCAGGAUGAGGCAAAGGGAUAUUUUGUUGAGAUCCGACCUGCAGAGUGCCUCGAUUGGUCCCGCUGUAAUCCCACUCGCAUCAUCACGACUUCCUUCAGCGUGAAAGGCUUGAAGUCCAAGAACAUGUACUGGGUGAGAGUCAUCGCGGUGAACGAUGGGGGAGAGAGUGCUCCCGAGGAGCUGGCCAACUAUGUCCUCGCAAUUCCCUCACCUGUGAGGCCUAAGUUCACAAACCACAAGAUGAAGAGCUUCAUGGUGGUGAGGGCAGGGAACUCUGUCAGGAUCACAGUGAACUUUGAGGCCUCCCCUCGCCCACAUGUUAUGUGGAUAAAGGACAACGUGCCAGUGACAAAACGAGUCACAAUCAGCAACUCUGACAGCUCAUCGCAGCUGCUGAUCCCCUCGUCUGAGCGCUCAGAUUCUGGUAUCUACUCCAUUUUGGUGAAAAAUCUUGCAGGACAGGAGACAUUCAGUACAGAGGUCAGGGUCACAGAUGACCCAAAGCCACCCGGCCCCGUAGAGCUGGAGGAAAACGUGCCCGGCACAGUGACAGUGAUCUGGGAGCCUUCUCCCGAUGAGAAGCGCGAUGACCGCCUCCACUACACUGUGUCCAAACUGGACUCCACCAAACGCAAUUGGACAACAGUGGCUGAAAACCUCUUCAAUAACAAGUGUACAGUCUGCAACAUCAUGCCCGGGAGGGAAUAUCACUUUCGGGUGUAUGCCGAAAACGACAUGGGCGUUUCCGCGCCGUCAGAGUCACCGACGUGUUGGAAGGAGAAGAAGAAAGAAAAAUGUGUGGUGAGCGUACCGACCAGAAAGGACUGCGACUUGCGAUGCGCUCCGACCUUCAUCGUCCCGUUGAAGUUUCACGCUGCACCCAAGGGCUACGAGUGCUACAUGAGCUGCGCGGUGAAGGGAAACCCCAAACCUCGCAUCACGUGGUACCGCAAUCACAUCAGCCUCAACACUGAUACUAACUAUUACAUCUCCAACACCUGCGGCGUUUGCUCCAUGUUGAUUCUCCGCGUGGGCCCCAAAGACAUGGGGGAGUACGCCAUCGCUGCAGAGAACGCCCUCGGGCGGGCCGAGUGCUCCACCGUCCUCAGCGUGAAAGAGUGAAGAAACUACAGGCGGCACAGAAUGAGCAGUGUUUCUUUUAAAGUUUAGAUUCAAUGUAAAAACUUGGAGUUGGACUGGUUGUGCUGCUUGGAUGUAAUACACUAUUUGUAACAGGAACAAAAUGGACUGUGGUGUCAAUUGGGAACGCUAAUAAAAAUAAAUAGAAGUAUUGCUUAAA